Messenger RNA from Lepidothrix coronata (blue-crowned manakin), 2375 nucleotides. It is a transcript of the gene MEF2D, whose product is annotated as myocyte enhancer factor 2D. NCBI's taxonomy places the organism in Eukaryota, Metazoa, Chordata, Aves, Passeriformes, Pipridae. Bases 542 to 2323 code for a protein of 593 amino acids. The transcript is spliced from 13 exons. Gene Ontology annotation, biological process: positive regulation of transcription by RNA polymerase II; cell differentiation. The record is from RefSeq and is a predicted model, not a curated record. Gene Ontology annotation, molecular function: protein dimerization activity; DNA-binding transcription factor activity, RNA polymerase II-specific; histone deacetylase binding.
GCCUGCCUUCAAGGGAAGGCCUGAUCUUGCCCCUCCAAAGCCCUUUCUCCCACAGUGCCUGUGGCCACACGUAGGUUUUUGGGCUGGCUCUGCUCCACCAAGGUGGUUGUUCUCAAAGCACUGUCCCAGGACAGCCAGCCUGAAUCCUCGCUGCCGACAGGGACAGGGCUUUGCCAACCUCAGUGCGAUGGGGAUGCUCACCAGGUGAGGCUGCGGAUUUUGGGUGUAGUUGGAUUGAGGAGUUGUGGCUGCAGCUCAUCCUUGGCAGGAGUAGAAGAUGCAGGAGGCUGCGUAGCAGGUUUCUGAGCAGCUGCUGACGGCUCAGCCCCGCUGGAUCCGACCGCACACGAGGGUACCAUGAACUGAGCACGGAGACACCCAAAACUCUCUUUUUUUUUUUUGUUUUGGCUUUUUUUGGGUUUGUUUUCCACCCGUGAAAAAAGCCCCUCGACGCUCUUUAAUGAAAGCGUUUUGAAGCGGGUUAGUUCUCCCCUCCCCUGAGCCGAAGUCGUCCCGGGUGCGGUGAGGAUUUCCAGAGAAGAUGGGGAGAAAAAAGAUCCAGAUCCAGCGGAUCACGGACGAGCGCAAUCGGCAGGUGACCUUCACCAAGCGCAAGUUUGGCUUGAUGAAGAAAGCCUAUGAGCUGAGUGUCCUGUGCGACUGCGAGAUCGCCCUCAUCAUCUUCAACCACUCCAACAAGCUGUUCCAGUAUGCCAGCACCGACAUGGACAAGGUGCUGCUCAAGUACACCGAGUACAACGAGCCCCAUGAGAGCCGGACCAACGCAGACAUCAUCGAGACAUUAAGAAAGAAAGGUUUUAACGGCUGUGACAGCCCAGAGCCCGACGGUGACGACUCCAUAGACCAGAGCCCUUUGAUGGAGGAUAAAUACCGCAAAGGCAGCGAGGAUCUGGAUAUCCUGUUCAAGCGAUACGGUGCGCUGAACAAGAAGCACAGGGAGUGCGAGAGCCCGGAAGGGGAUGAAGUGUUUGCGCUGACCCCGCAGACGGAAGAGAAAUAUAAAAAGAUUGAUGAGGAGUUUGAUAAAAUGAUGCAGAGUUACAGGCUCGCAUCCGCAGUGCCCGCUCCCAACUUUGCCAUGCCCGUGACGGUGCCGGUGACCAACCAAAACACGCUGCAGUUCAGCAACCCGGGCAGCUCGCUGGUGACCCAGUCCCUGGUGACCUCGUCGCUGACAGACCCCCGGCUCCUGUCGCCGCAGCAGCCGGCACUGCAGAGGAACACGGUGUCCCCGGGGCUGCCGCAGCGGCCAGCCAGCGCAGGGGCGAUGCUUGGGGGAGACCUGAACAACACAAACGGAGCCUGCCCAAGCCCUGUGGGAAAUGGCUACGUGAGUGCCAGAGCCUCGCCGAGUCUCCUUCCUGUGUCCAAUGGCAGCAGCCUGGGCAAGAUCAUCCCAGCCAAGUCCCCACCGCCACCCUCGCAUGGGACGCAGCUCGCUGCCAACAGCCGCAAGCCAGACCUGCGUGUGAUCACCUCGCAGAGCGGGAAGGGGCUGAUGCACCACCUGACCGAGGACCACUUGGCUCUGCAGAACACGCAGAGGUUGGGUGUCUCCCAAGCAACUCACUCUCUGACCACACCAGUUGUUUCCGUGGCGACUCCGAGUUUGCUGACACAGGGGCUGCCCUUCUCUGCCAUGCCCACAGCGUACAACACAGAUUAUCAGCUGACGAGCGCUGAGCUGUCCUCGCUGCCAGCAUUCAGCUCACCUGGAGGGCUGUCCCUUGGCAACAUCUCUGCCUGGCAGCAGCAGCAGCAGCAGCAACAGCAGCAGCAGCAGCAGCAGCAGCAGCAACAGCAGCAGCAGCAGCAGCAGCAACAGCAGCAGCAGCAGCAGCAGCAGCAGCAACAACAGCAGCAGCAGCAGCAGCAACAGCAACAACAGCAGCAACAGCAGCAACAACAGCAGCAGCCGCAGCAGCAGCCGCAGCAGCAGCACCUGGUCCCCGUGUCACUAGGAAACUUAAUACAAGGGAGUCACUUGUCCCACACCACCACUUUGACUGUCAACACCAACCCCAACAUCAGCAUCAAGUCGGAGCCCGUCUCGCCCAACCGGGAGAGGAACACUGCCACCCCGCUCAGCACCUUCCCCCACCAGCCCCGGCACGAGCCCACCGGCCGCUCGCCCGUCGACAGCCUCAGCAGCAACACCAGCUCCUACGAGGGCAGCAGCGAGCGGGACGAUCCCGCCCGCCCCGAUUUCGGCUCUUCCCUGGGCCUCCUGCGGCCCAGCAGCGAGCCCGAGGGGGAGAGCCCCUCCGUAAAGCGCAUGCGGUUGGAUACCUGGGUCACAUAACGCGUCCCCGCCGUCCCUGGGAGCGCCGCCGGCUCCGGUGGGGCCGCGGGAA